CGAUAUCCUAACAAUUACGAUUUAGACUUUAAUAAUGAAGGUCAUUGGAAUUGAUCUUGGUACAUCAAAUUCUUGUGUUGCUGUGUACAAGAUAAAUCAGAUAGAAAUUAUUGACAACGACCAAGGAGAACGCGUAACUCCAUCAUGGGUGUCAUUUACAGACGAUGAGAGACUCAUAGGCAAUGUUGCCAAACUAGAAGUAUCAAGCAAUUUUGAGAGAACUUUAUUUCAGAUCAAGCGUUUAAUUGGUCGUACAUACGAUGAUCCAAUGGUGCAAGCGGACAUGAAGUUGUGGGGAUUCACUUUGAUUAAUGAAGAAAAUAAGCCAAAGAUAUCGAUUGAACAUAAGGGCCGCCGCAAAAUAUUAGCCCCGGAGGAAAUCAGUGCAAUGAUUCUCGAAUCUCUUAAGACAUCUGUUGAAGAUCGUCUUGAUGAAACAAUCACAGACGCCGUAAUAACCGUUCCUGCAUAUUUUAAUAAUACUCAACGCAACGCAACCAUAGAUGCAGCACGAAUAGCUGGACUUAACGUUCUGCGUGUGAUUAAUGAACCGACUGCUGCUGCGAUCGCUUAUGGAUUAGAGAAAGAGACCAACGAAGAACAGAAUGUUCUUGUCUUUGACCUGGGAGGUGGAACUUUUGACGUCACAAUUGUUAAAAUCAAGAACAAAGAAUUUGACGUCAAGGCAACAGGCGGUGAUACUCACUUAGGAGGUGAUGAUUUUGACAAUUGCAUGGUGAACCAUUUUGUCUCUGAGUUCAAUCGUAAAAAUGAUUGCGAUAUGUCUCCAAACAAACGGGGAAUAAAUCGACUACGUAUCGCUUGUGAAAAUGCAAAGAAGAACCUAUCUGUGAAGAAAAAUGCAACAGUUCAAGUAGAUGGGCUUCACAGCGGUAUCGACUUUAAAAGUUCCAUCACCAGGGCAAAGUUUGAGGAUCUUAACCGUGAUUAUUUCGAAAACACUCUCAAAACUGUAAAAGACACACUUUUAAGUGCUGAUAUGAAUAAAAGUGAGAUAGAUAAGGUUGUGCUUGUCGGUGGAUCUACACGAAUUCCAAAAGUGCGAGAGUUAUUACAAAAUCUUUUUGGAGAAAAUAAAAUCAACAAAACUGUUAAUCCAGAUGAAGCAGUUGCGUAUGGAGCGGCAGCAUUGGCUUCUAACAUAUCCAAAGAUGAAUUAUCUGAGUUAAGAGAGUUGAAGAUCAGUGACGUUGUUCCGCUGUCACUUGGGUAUAAACAAAGUGGAGGAGGCAUGGUUACUGUUGUGAAACGUAAUACAAAAAUACCAACGAAACAAUGGAACAAAAAUUCGACAGCCAAAGAUAAUCAAAUAGAAGCAAGAUUCACCAUAUAUGAGGGCGAACGAGCCGCUGCGAAGGAUAACCAUUUUCUUGGAAAGUUCUCCGUCAAAGGCAUACCUGCGGCUUUACGAGGAGUUGAAAAAUUCAAGACGUGUUUUAUCGUAGAUGAAAACGGAAUUCUUACUGUGACUUCUCGCAAUGUCAGCACUGGAAAAGAAAACCAAAUCACAUUUGAUAAGAGCGGAAAGCUCAGUGAAGGAGAACUCAGACGAAUGUUAGAAGAUGCCAACAGAUUCAAACAAGACGAUGCCGAGUGGAAAGAACGGAGCGAACAAGUUCACAAGCUUGAGGAUUUAGUCUACGCCGUCAAGCAUGCAGUUACCGGAGAAAUGAGUUUUGAUGUUUCGGAUAAAGACAAGAAAGAAAUAAUCAAAAUCUGCAAGAAAGUAAAUACCUGGAUAAACGAUAAUCAAAAUCCACAAGUUCACGAUUCGAAAAAGAAAAUGACUGACCUGGAAAAAAUAUGCAGACCCAUAUUUGAAAAAAUUCGAGAUAGUUCUGAAAUUUUGCGCAUUUUUCAGAAAUGAAUGAUUAUAAUUUAUGUAAGAAACUAUUCAUUAUGAUAUAUCUCUCUAAUUGAAAUUUGAUUAAACUACUGGCCUAAUUGUAUAUACACCGUGAUAUCAUUAUCGUUUCUAAAAAACUUAAAAAUAAAAAAAAAAUUAUUUUAAAUUUA
This is a messenger RNA of Styela clava, 2037 nucleotides long. Its product is annotated as heat shock cognate 71 kDa protein-like. Gene Ontology annotation, molecular function: ATP binding; ATP-dependent protein folding chaperone. NCBI's taxonomy places the organism in Eukaryota, Metazoa, Chordata, Ascidiacea, Stolidobranchia, Styelidae. The record is from RefSeq and is a predicted model, not a curated record.